Messenger RNA from Pleuronectes platessa (European plaice), 4324 nucleotides. It is a transcript of the gene tmem132e, whose product is annotated as transmembrane protein 132E. The transcript is spliced from 10 exons. The record is from RefSeq and is a predicted model, not a curated record. The coding region runs from base 394 to 3681 and encodes 1095 amino acids. NCBI's taxonomy places the organism in Eukaryota, Metazoa, Chordata, Actinopteri, Pleuronectiformes, Pleuronectidae.
GUCGCGGCGUGAGGCUGAACCACGCUCUCACAACCAAGACCAGCCACGGGGAAUCAGACAGGCACAAGUUCAAGAAGCCCAGAACCUUUGUAGCCGGCUUCAAGGACACGACCAAGUGAAGAGCCGCUGGAGCAUACUGCUGUUCUUCUUCUUCUUCUUCUUCUUUUUGUAUUGCCCUCCCUCCCUCAUUUAUUCUUCUUCUGCAACACAUGGCAGAGGUUCUCUUGAGAGGAGCCGAGAAGAAGAGGACAAAGUUCUGUGGAGCGCCGGCUGAGGAGCGAACCCACCGGAGGAGGAAUUAAUAAGAUCCCCUUGAUUUUUUUUUCUUUUUUCUACUUCUUCUUCUUCUUCACAUUUAAAGAAUGAGAUCUCAAUGAUAAAACCAGUUGGAAUAUGGGACUUUUAAUAUUUGCUUUGGACCAUGGGGACAGGCCACUAUGUGUUUGUGCUCAGCUCUGGGUCAUUUUGAUAACCCUUGCAGGGAAAAUCUUUCCAACCACCUCGAACGCCUUCCUCAGCUCCUCGGCGAUGACGGCCAGCCCCUCACCGCCCAACGUGUACCUGCCCGCCAACUUCAAGAUGUCCAACGCACAGCUGGCGUUCUUCUUACGAGAGGUGCAGACCACAGGACCAUCGGUUGGCGGUGGCGGUGGCGGCGGUAGGAGCAGCAGUGGCCCCAGCGCUGGACACCCGCUGCAGCGAGCUGAGAGUUUUGUGGUUUUCCAGACUAAAGACCUCCCUGCCAUCAACAUAACCUUUGGGCCUUACGCCAGCGACCAGGCCCUCACCAAGGAGUUGCUCCAGCCAGCUAGUCCUCUGGAUAUCCCCGGGCAGCUGACGGUCAACUGGAAGGUGCGGGCCUUCAUCGUCCAGGCCCGGGUCUUCUCCAACAACCCCACGGUCCAGGUGUUCUUCUACAUCGCAGGCCGCGACUGGGACGACUUCAAGGCUGAGGACAAGAUGCCCUGCGUCCGUCUGCACGCCUUCCGGGACGUCCGUGAAAUUAAAACCUCCUGCCGCAUGAAAGGCAACCUGGCCCAGUGCUUGGCUCAGCUGGAUCUGCCUCCGUCCUGGUUUAACACCAACGUGGCCCCACUGGGCAGGAGGAAAGGCUCUGGUGACGGGCUCCUGGACGGGCUCACCAGUGAGACCCUCCAGGCCGAGCUCUACUACACUCUCCACGAGCCCAAUCUGGAAGGGGAGUGCAGUGAGGGUUCGGGUCACAGGGGUGGCGGGGCUUCCAGGGGAGAACCUCUGUCACAGCACCCCCUGCUGCGCAUUGGGAGCAUCAGCUUGUACCAGGCCAGUCAGGAGCAGCUGCUGGUGGACAAGCAGCUGGACAAGAACAUGUUCCUCAGGCUGCCGGAGAAGCCCCUGAAACCCGGAGAGACCCUGAAGAUCUUCCUCUACCUGAUGCCCAACUCCACCGUGGAGCAGUUCAGCCUCAAGGUCAAAGCAAAGAAGGGGGUGAACCUGCUCCAGACCAGGUCCAAGAACGCCCAGUGGAAGGUGGACUGGGAGGUGCAGUCCGGCGCCAAGCACUCCAUCGCCACCAUCGAGGUCGGUCGUGCACCGACUCCUCUUCUUCCUCAGGACGUGCUGGGCAACGUGGAGGUGAUGCAGCUGGAUUUCGAGAUGGAGAACUUCACCAGCCUGUCGGUGACGCGGAGGAUCAACUGGAACAUCGACUACAAGGGGCAGAACCCGCCGCCCGACUCGGACAAGGUGGUGACGGAGCUGACGGUGGUGCAGCGGGACAUCCAGGCCAUCAUCCCUCUGGCCAUGGACACUGAGAUCAUCAACACAGCCAUCCUGACCGGACGCACCGUGGCCAUCCCGGUGAAGAUGGUCUCCAUUGAGAUGAACGGAGCCGUCACGGACGUGUCCUCCUCCGUUCAGUGCAAGUCCUCCAACGAAGACAUCGUGAAGGUGUCCAUGAAUUGCGACUACGUGUUCGUGAACGGGAAGGAGACGCGGGGCUCCAUGAACGCCAGGGUCAUCUUCAGCUACGAGCACCUGAGCGCCCCGCUGGAGCUGACGGUGUGGGUGCCCAAGCUGCCGCUGCAGGUGGAGCUGUCCGACAGCAACCUGAGCUUCAUCAAGGGCUGGAGGGUCCCCAUCCUGCCCGACAGAAGGAGCACCAGAGACAGCGACGCGGACGAGGACGAGGACGAGCGGCGGGUGAGCCGCGGCUGCACGCUGCAGUACCAGCGCGCCCUGGUCAAGGUGCUCACCCAGUUCCACACCACCUCCACGGAGGGAACCGACCAGGUCAUCACCAUGCUGGGGCCCGACUGGCAGGUGGACGUCACCGACCUGGUCCAGGACUCCCUGAAGGUGGCCGACCCCAGGAUAGCAGAGCUGGUGGACAGGACCAUCCUGGUGGGCCUGGAGCUGGGAUCCACCACGCUGAAGGUGGAGUCUCCGCUGGCGGUGGACGCGGUGCUGGGAGAGUCUGCGUUCUCCGUCACCGAUGACAAGGUGUCCAUCACCGAGAUGCGGGUCCACGCCGUCUCGGGCCUGACCCUGUCCCUGCAGCCCAGCCCCGGAAACAGCCACACCAUGGUGGCAAAGGCGACCGGCGUCCAGACGCUCACCGCUCCCAAACAGGAAGCCAGUUUCUCGAUCUGGAUGCUUUUCAGCGACAACACAGCCGCCACCCUGACCUACUUCGAUCCCAAAGACUACACCCUCAACGCCUCCACGCUGGACGACAAGGUGGUGUCCGUGUCCCAGGAGCCUCAGCAGCGCUGGCCCGUGGUGGUGGCGGAGGGCGAGGGGUCCGGAGAGCUGGUUCGCGUGGAGAUGACCAUCGGCGAGGCGUGUCAGAAGACCAAGCGCAAGAGCAUCAUCGCCUCCGCCGGAGUGUACGCCAAGGUCCGGUUCGGCCCGGAGGAAGACUCCGAGGAAGAGGUGACCACAGAGGGCGAGAUGGAGCUGGUGCCCGUCACCAGACGCACCAUCAUCGAUCCCAGCAUCAACGGGAGGGUUUACGAGACGUCCAAUGAGCAGCCUGCCAGCGUUCCCAUCGAUUACACCAACUUCCCCACGAUCAGCAACGAGGAGCAACCGACCGAGAGCGACGAAGAGGAGGAAGACGACUUCGUGCAUUCACCGCGCAACAUGACCGACCUCGAGAUCGGCAUGUACGCGUUACUGGGAGUCUUCUGCCUGGCCAUCUUGGUCUUCCUCAUCAACUGCAUCGUCUUUGUGCUGAAAUACCGACACAAGCGGAUCCCACCAGAGGGUCAGGCCAACAUGGACCACUCCCACCACUGGGUGUUCCUGGGAAACGGCCAACCCCUGAGGGCCCAGUGCGAGCUCUCCCCACAGCAGAUAGAGAGUCCCAGUAACCCUCUGGAGGGCGUACAGACUUGCUGUCACGGGGACCACCACAGCAGCGGCAGCUCCCAGACCAGCGUCCAGAGCCAGGUGCACGGGCGAGGCGACGGCAGCUCCGGCGGCUCCACGAAGGAGAACAGCGAGGACGCCAGCUCCCCCACCUCCAAGCGCAAGAGGGUGAAGUUCACCACCUUCACCACCCUGCCCACGGAGGAGCUGCCCUACAACUCCAUCCCCAUCGCGGACGAGGAGGACAUUCAGUGGGUCUGCCAAGAUAUGGGCUUUCAAGACCCAGAGGAACUGCACGACUACAUGCGCAGAAUAAAGGAGAUCGCCUGAGAGACGCGGUGUGAGGCACCGCUCCCGGCUUUCUACAGAAACCUUACUUUCUAUUUUUCUCUUUUUCACCUACGUGAAAGGUAAUUUUUCACAAACUAAAAAGGCCAAUUGUUGUUUCGGUUCCGGUCUGUUCCAUUUAGUUUGCACAGUGCUGUGAUCUCAUACACGCUCACACCGGAGAGGACGGAGGAGGACGAGGACGAAGCCAAAGACUUGAAACCACAGGAUCUCCAUCACGAGAGACAUCUGUAGAAUUGUGGCUAACGGGAAAUAUGUGUUUCACUGGGGGAAGCCGAGCCGUGGCCGGACGUGAGAGCUGCUCCGGGAUCAGUUUGGGAGACGUGGAGGUUUUAGUCUGAGCAGAAACUGUACCGACGCCAAACUCAGAGGCCUUCGAGGAACAGGAAACUGUCAAAGACUCUCGUGAAAGUUUAAAAAAAGAUUAAAAAAAAAAUCAUUUUUGUUUUUUUGCCAAAGUAGGAAAAACUUGUUCUCUUGACGGCAAAACUUGUUUGGUUGUUGUUCUCGGUGCAGCUCACUCCUGGUUCGUACUCAUGGUCAUUCUUUAGAUUUUUCUACAUUUCAUAGGUCGUCUCAAAACGGUGCCCGACAUCUAGUCCUCCUGGUCCCCCAUCGAAAUCUA